AUAGCGUGUCAUCAACAGUCCAUCUUGUACAAGAUUGAAAAUUACAUAUAAACUACGCCCGGUAAUGCUAAUUGAUGAACGAAACAUAAACACAAGCAAAUUAAUUAGUUUGUCGAUCCACUAAAAUCCUAGUAGGAUUAUGUUUUUUUCUUCAUUUUGAGAGCAAUGGUGGUGGCACAACACCCUCCAGGUUAAUGCUUUCUUAUUUAUUAAUAAGUUUUCUUAUUGAUUUGAAAAUUUUAUAACAGAGCGCAUGAGUUACUCUUUUCCAUUAAUUCUUCUCAGAUGCUCUAUCUUGGUUCUUAAAUAUUUUUUUGGAUCCCAAUCCCAGUUUGCUUAUUUUGCUGGAAGCAAAUUAAUAGAAAAUUUGACAAAUCCUUCUUGCUGAUUGUUAAUUUGGUCAUUUCCUUCAGCAAUCCCCUCUUCCAUGACUAAAUUUCCAAGAUUAUAUGUUAAUCUGGCAAGUAAGUUCCCUUUAAGAGCUCGUCUCAGCGCCCUAUAAAUGAUCCUAGCCAGAGCCAUAUUUGGCGGCCUAAACCAAUCCAUGGUCGCCAACCUUCGAUCCCUGUCCCUCUUCCAAACUUGGCAUUCCUCCAGUUUCUAUCUAUGGCCGUGGUGAUCCCACACACCGCAAACCAAGCUCGUAUCCUGUUCCACCACCCGUUUAUUUCAAAUAAAACCUCCCUCCAACUCCGUCUCCUUCGCCAAGGAAUGGCGGGUUCCACGCUCCCCCUCUCUCUUCCCCUCCUCCUCCUCCUCCUCCCGGUUUCGUCCCCACAGCUCAUUCCCCGCACCCCCCUCCGCCCUCCACCUGUCUCGACCCCAGAAACACGUCCACCUCUUACCUCCGCUCGCUCCUCGCCCGUCUCCAAUGGCGGAGACACCGAACCCCCGACGAAGCCUCCAGGCCUCGUCUCCUUCACGGGCGGCAAAGGCAGCUACAAGAUGAUGGCCCACGAGUUCUUGAAAGCCCACAACGAGAUCCGCAAGCUUGCCGGCGAGAAGCCAUACGUAUGGGACAAGAAGCUGGCUCGCUACGCCCGGCGGUGGGCCGAGCAGCGGCGAGAGCAGUGCGACACGACCCACUCCCAUGGCCCCUACGGCGAGAACAUGUUCUGGGGGACCGGAUGGGACUGGAAGGCCAAGGAAGCCGUCCAGAACUGGGCCAAGGAGCAUCUCUACUACAACCGCACCGAGAGGUCGUGCUUGCCCGAGAGGAUGUGUGGCCACUUCACGCAGAUCGUCUGGAACAGCACGGCCAGGGUCGGCUGCGCCCGCGUCGAGUGCUACCACGGCGGCGUCAUCAUCAGCUGCAACUACGAGCCGCCGGGGAACUAUGUGGGCGAGGAUCCCUUCUCCUCCUGAGCUCCGAGCUUACAGGCGAUCGCAAACAGACGACGUCGAUGGGUAUACAAAAUCUUCCAUCAGUCCUACCUGAUGGCUCGUGCGAGUCGACCGCUUUCACAUCUCUGGAAGAACGAAGAGAGUAUAUAUCCAUGAAUGGAUGAUAUGGUAUUGUCUAUCACUUUUAAUUUGGUUUUAGUAGUUUGAAUGGAUGCUGCUAACGUGGAUCCCUUAUAUAUUAAUGGAGUUCUUAUUCUUUUAACUCCUUUUUUGUUGAACAUAUUUAAUUGGAUGUCAGUGUUGGGGUA
Molecule: messenger RNA, 1652 nt
Organism: Phoenix dactylifera (date palm)
Lineage: Eukaryota; Viridiplantae; Streptophyta; Magnoliopsida; Arecales; Arecaceae
Product: pathogenesis-related protein 1C-like
Cellular component (GO): extracellular region
Source: RefSeq, a predicted model, not a curated record